Messenger RNA from Podospora bellae-mahoneyi, 1339 nucleotides. RefSeq lists its product as uncharacterized. The transcript has 2 exons. Bases 1 to 183 code for a protein of 60 amino acids. NCBI's taxonomy places the organism in Eukaryota, Fungi, Ascomycota, Sordariomycetes, Sordariales, Podosporaceae. The record is from RefSeq and is a predicted model, not a curated record.
AUGUACUCUUCAGAUGUCAAAGUCGGCGUUUUGAGGCACUUCUCGAUUCCCAUUUGCUGUUCACUCUCACCAGUCGUUGUCAAGAACAGGGAGUGGUUACACGGCUCGUUGUGGGUCUAUGUAUCUCGGCAGAAGUCAAUCAGCGAUCCACCACCCGACCACGCAAAAAUUUCUGUUCUUUAGCUCCGUCAUCAUGGAAAUCUUCAGACAUGGGAGCAUCACACGGAAAGGCGGAAGGAUUCGGUCAUUCUCGAUGUAACCCUCCAUCUUACCUUGGGUUUCUUCGUCCCGCUCCUCGGCUGUCAUUCAGUCUCUCGUAGGGCUGACUCUCGGCUUUAGGCUAGCACUGUGACGACCACACGAAUCCCGAGGGAGAAGGACUUGGGCACCAUUGCAGGGAAAAAGGUGCCAUGCAGAGAGUGAUCAUUUACCUUGGAAAUCCUGCGGCAGGCCGGGGAAAACACUCGAUCUCACGUCAUCUGAUCGGGGACCUUGAACUGAGUUGCCAACCUGGCUUUAUUAUGCAAGUUGCAAAAGAUGCUGGUUUGCUGUUGGGGAGCAAGGUCGACCGCAACGUUAGCGCAUGCGCUCAAAAACCUGGUGAUUUUCGGCGUCUAUUAUGUGUUUUAUCACCCAUGAGAUGUCUCGGGCUUCUCUGGUAGGUAAGCUGUUUAUUUCCUGGUCGUUUAGACCUGUGCCGCCGCAGACCGAAAGUCCCAACCAACAGUGGCCCGCCGGAAACCCACCAACCAUCUUUUGUGGAUGACAGGCGGCCGGGACACAAACGAAACCAGCUGACAAACAUGAUACGGGAAGGAAGGAAACACAAGAUACGGUACUUGAUCGGACGGGAUGGGGGCUGGUUAGAUCGGAUUGUCGCUUGGGUUUAGGUCUGCGGCAUCGAGUUGUGGCCGGUUGGUGCCGCAGCCACUCAUGUCGUGAUGAUGGUUUGAGUGUCUGGAGAUAGGAUUAUGGGGGCCAAAAUGGUCCUAUAGUACCCCAAGUCAUGUACAUGCCGACAUUCUCUUAAUCAAGCACCGAGGUGAUCACCGAUAUGACAACCGCACACCCCAGUAAAUUCACCGGAGGAUCUGAUAAGACCAGGGAAGUCCUCUGCGCCACUCUACUCAACUCAUGUCAUGCCACGACAUUGCCUCUCAGCUUCACAUAUUUCAAGACCCAACAGAUGGCUUUUUGGUCAGAAUCCCGUAUAUCACCUUCUGGACAGAGACGUUAUGCCAGCCAGAAUCCUUCAUGAUGAAUCAUGUAAGCUCGGAGUAAGUCAGGCAUGUGAAAAACUGACAUGAUCAGCAGGAUCCAACUUCCCGCCGCCACUGCC